CAAGCGGGACUCUUGCCUGCGCACUUUUAUCUGCUCUAAUUUUAUAAAAUUUAACACAAAAAUGGGUGUGCAACCUGAAAUUCAAGCAGAAGCUACUUCUUUAGUGCACCAGUUUCUCUUAAACGUUGAUAAGUCGCUAGCACAAGAGUUUUUAAAGAAAACAAAAGCGAAACCUCGUCCAAAAAAUCUGCCUUCUCUCGUGGAUAUCAUCCAGCAAGUCAAGAAACUGAGUAAGCCUGCACAGAAGGCUUGUGAAAGCUCUGAUGACUCUAGUGAGAAUGAAGCACCAAAAAAGGCUGCACCACAGCUGAACGGCAAGCUAACAGCAGCCAAAAAGAAGCAAGACUCCUCUGAUGACAGCUCUUCAGAAGAUGAUAAAAAGCCAACAAAGGCGGCUCCAAAGCCAAUUACUAGACCUACACCUGUGAAAAAAGCAGCAGAAUCCUCGGAUGACAGUAGUGACAGUGAAGAUAAUGCAACUUCAAAACCUACAAAACAGCCAGUGAAACCACAAUCUGCCAAAGUGGCACCAAAAGUAAUAGCAAAGAAACAAGAAUCCUCUGAUAGUGAGGAGGACAGCAGCGAUGAAGAUGCAAAACCAGCGCAAAAACAACCACCAAAAUCUAUUCAAAAGCCAACACCAGCCAGAAAGCAGGAAUCUUCAAGUGAUUCUGACAGCAGCGACAAUGAGCCUAAAAAAGCAACGCCUAAACCUCAACAGAAACCUGCAGCUAAACCAACACUGAAAAAACGGGACACUUCAACAGAUGAUGACAGUAGUGAUGAGGAGCCCAAGGUAGGUGCUAAACCUACACCCACAAAGACUACACCAGUUAAGCCAAUGGCAGGCAAGAAGCAAGAGUCAUCAGAUGAAAGUGAUAGUGAUGAACAACAAAAACCAAAAGUUGCUGCCAAAUCUGCAAAACCUGCUCCAAAAACCCAACCUCUGACAAAGAAACAAGAAUCAUCAACUGAUGAUGAAAGUAGUGAUGAUGGAGCUAAAAUGAAAAAUGCUAAACUGAUACCUACUCCUGCUAAAGCUAUUGCCAAGCCAAAAGUUCAAAAGAAGCAAGAGUCUUCAGAUGACAGUGAUGAUUCUGAAGAUGAAAAGCCUAAACUCCCAGCCAAACCUCAACCUGCUAAGGCUGCUCCUAAAUCAACUCCUAAAAAGCAGGAAUCCUCAUCAGACUCUGAUAGCAGUGAUGAGGAACAAACUAAACCUGUGCAGAAACCAACUCCCAAACCUGCAGCUAAAGCAGCUCCCAAACUUACCCCAAAAAAACAAGAAUCCUCUGAUGACAGUGAUUCGUCAGAAGAGGAUGCUCCUAAAAAACCUGUUCAGAAAACUGUGACACCUUCAAAACCACUCACUAAGCCUCCUGUAAAGAAGGAUUCAUCAUCAUCAGAUGAUAGCAGUGAAGACGAAAAGCCAAAAGUAACUCAGAAGACACCUGCUAAACCGCAACCAAAACCUGCAGCUAAGAAAGCUGACUCUUCUGAUGAGAGUGACAGUAGUGAUGCAGAUCCUAAACCAGCUCAAAAAGCUAUACCUGCUAAACCACAACCUAAAGCUCGGAAACAGGAUUCUUCAGAUGAAGACAGUGACUCUGAAGAUGAUGGACCAAAGAAGACACCAGUAAAACCAACUCCUGCCAAAACGGCCGACUCUUCUGAAGACAGUGACGAUGAUGAUGAUGGCCCACCUGCAGCUAAAAUUGCUAAGAAACCCCAAGAUAAUUCAUUCCAACAGAAUGGAUUUAAAGCUGGGAAGAAAAGGAAAGCUUCGGAAUCUGAUGGAACUCCUCAAGCUAAGAAACCUUACAGCAAUUUUGUAAAGGAGACAAACCAUUCAUCAACACCAAAUGAGAAAAAUGAACCAAACAAUAAAGCAGUCCCAUUCAAGAGAGUUGACCCCAAUAAAGUGGAUGUUGAUCCUAGGCUAAAGGAUAAUUCUUUUGACGCAAAGAGCGGAGCCCGCGGGUCUUGGGGAGAGCGAGCGAAUCAAGACUUAAGACACACUCGUGGCAAGUCAUUCAAACAUGAGAAAACGAAGAAGAAGAGAGGCUCGUAUCGCGGUGGCGCCAUCGACACUGGCGUCCACUCCAUCAAGUUCGAGGAUUGAAGUUAACUGUCACGCAUAUUAUAUAUACAUACGUUUUGGAGUAAAAUAACGACGUUUACUUAUAUGUUAAACAGUUAAACCCGAUGCAUUUAUUAAUCGCAUUUCUUAAUGUGUCACUCCAAAGUAAGGACUUAUGUUGUGGUAUACGUUUUAAUCUCCUCUUAAUAUUGCACUACUACUGUUUGAAUAUCCCGCCCAUUUUUUGUUUCACCUCAACUCAAAUGUAUUGGGUUUAACUUAGAUUUUUCUAUAGAUAAAUAUUAUUUAAGUUUAGUAACUCAAUUUUAUUUAGGUAUUACCUCUGCACUUUUGAUUUAAUUUUUCAGUGACUCCAAUUAUUUAGCUUUUUAAAUUUUUACUUAUUAUGUAAAUAAUUGAUAAGUCAUUAAUUAGUUUAAAAUGUAAUGUGAUUUAUGUCGCCCUCGUUUGUAAAUAAGCCCCGAUAAGUGAAUGAUGUAUUUUUGUUCUUUCGGAAUAUAAGUAAUUUGUUUUUGUUUAGUUAUAUAAGACCGCCUUUUAAUUAUUAUAUUUAGUGAUAUUAAGUAACGAAGGUUGGUGUUUUAAUUUUGACGAUAAAUAACAUAGACUGCGUUCACAAUUCUAGAAU
This is a messenger RNA of Hyposmocoma kahamanoa, 2729 nucleotides long. RefSeq names its product nucleolar protein dao-5-like. The transcript is spliced from 7 exons. NCBI's taxonomy places the organism in Eukaryota, Metazoa, Arthropoda, Insecta, Lepidoptera, Cosmopterigidae. The coding region runs from base 62 to 2122 and encodes 686 amino acids. Gene Ontology annotation, cellular component: nucleoplasm; nucleolus. The record is from RefSeq and is a predicted model, not a curated record.